Molecule: messenger RNA, 1370 nt
Organism: Loxodonta africana (African savanna elephant)
Lineage: Eukaryota; Metazoa; Chordata; Mammalia; Proboscidea; Elephantidae
Gene: EMC2
Product: ER membrane protein complex subunit 2
Exons: 11
Coding region: 194-1045 (283 amino acids)
Biological process (GO): protein folding in endoplasmic reticulum
Cellular component (GO): EMC complex
Molecular function (GO): protein binding
Source: RefSeq, a predicted model, not a curated record
AAAGCACAAAGCAGUUAAUUCAACCAAAGUCAUACAGCUAGAAAGUGGCAGAGCUUGAAUUUGAACUCAAGCGGUUUGACUUCUGCAUCUCAGUUCUUAACCACCACUUGUUGUGUGCUGUUGAAUCGAUUCCAGCUCAUAGGACCCCAUGUGACAGUAGAACUGCCCCCAUUUCUAAGAAGUUUUCUAAGAAAUGCGAGAUAAAAUGAGAAAAUGGAGAGAAGAAAACUCCCGAAAUAGUGAGCAAAUUGUAGAAGUUGGAGAGGAGUUAAUUAAUGAACAUGCCUCUAAGCUUGGAGAUGAUAUUUGGAUCAUAUAUGAACAAGUGAUGAUUGCGGCCCUAGACUAUGGUCGGGAUGACUUAGCGUUGUUUUGUCUUCAGGAAUUGAGAAGACAGUUCCCUGGCAGUCACAGAGUCAAACGACUAACUGGGAUGAGAUUUGAAGCCAUGGAAAGAUACGAUGACGCUAUACAGCUAUAUGACCGAGUUUUACAAGAAGAUCCAACUAACACGGCUGCAAGAAAGCGUAAGAUUGCCAUUCGGAAAGCCCAGGGGAAAAAUGUGGAGGCCAUUCGGGAGCUGAAUGAGUAUCUGGAGCAAUUUGUUAGAGACCAAGAAGCAUGGCAUGAACUUGCAGAACUUUAUAUCAAUGAACACGACUAUGCAAAAGCAGCCUUUUGUUUAGAAGAGCUUAUGAUGACUAAUCCACAUAACCACUUAUACUGUCAGCAGUAUGCUGAAGUUAAAUAUACCCAAGGUGGACUUGAAAACCUCGAACUUUCAAGAAAGUAUUUUGCACAGUCAUUGAAACUAAACAACAGAAAUAUGAGAGCUUUGUUUGGGCUUUACAUGUCUGCAAGUCAUAUUGCUUCUAAUCCAAAAGCAAGUGCAAAAACGAAAAAGGACAACAUGAAAUACGCUAGUUGGGCAGCUAGUCAAAUAAACAGAGCUUAUCAGUUUGCAGGUCGAAGUAAAAAGGAAACCAAAUACUCUCUUAAGGCAGUCGAAGACAUGUUGGAAACAUUGCAGAUCACCCAGUCUUAAGGUUUCAAGAACUCUUUCUCAAUAGAUUUCACAGCCGCGCAAUUGAAUUUACUGGCCUGUAACUUAUUUACUAAAUGCCCAGUGCUAUUUAUAUACUAAUUUUCUGUUAAUAAGGCAGUUGUAAAGAAUGUGUUUAUAUAAACCUAAAAAUGCCUUUUACUGCUAAGCAGAAAGAUGGAGAAAAUCCGCAGAGGCGCGUUUUAAGAAGAAUCUCGUUGACUGUACGUCAGUUUCUUCAUAUCACAUACAUAUAUAAUUGCUUUUAAACCGCAGUCUGAUGUAGAAACAACCUUGUUAAAUAAACUAUGCUGAUUUAUUAAACUUA